GAUUCGCAUGUGUGUGUCGCUGAACUGCCUUCCUAUUCGUGUUUGUUUCCCGCUUUCUGAACCUCCUGUGACUCGUUCUGCUGCGAUUUUUGUGUGAUUUUAUCACUAGUCAGAGUCACGACACUGGCAUCGGAAAGGAUUACCGCAACCAACACCACCAGGCCAACAUUCUGCUUGUCGUUGUCUGCAGACAGCAACACUACGCCGGUCGCUGAAAAAAACUGCGCAUCUGACGCCACGGACGUAAACAAAAGUGCUUGUCGACCGGCACAUGCUUCGUCCAGAAAAUGCCUUCCUACGCGCCAUUCACAAUACCGCUGUGGCCAUUCCAUCCCACUUUUGCAUGAGAGGAACGAAACUAGGAUGUCCAUUCGCUUUUGUGGUUUGUGGGAGUCACACGCCCGUCUGUUACUGUGUCCAAGCUAUGGAUUCUCUGUAUGCUUUGCAAUACUUAUCACGUGAACAAUUAGAGAGCUUGGUUCGUCGAUUGCAAGAUGAGGUCACCGAUUUGCGAGGGCGUCUAGCAGAAUCCGAAGAACGAAACCGAAUACUUCAGUUUGCUCUUCCACAAGCUAUUCGGGAAUGUUUGACAAAUACGAUGGAGUCCUUGAGACCAUUGUUGUCCCCAGCGCUCCUCAAUCCACCCGCUUCCAUCACAGUUGAUGCGGUAAGCGAUAAUCCCAGUGUACAACCCGUACGUCCAACCAGAUCAAUCGCUGUCCAGAACGAUUUAUCAAUAGAUGGCGCUGCACUUAUGACAAACCAGCAGCAAUGUCGUGGAGGAUCCAUUGCUGACGCCCCGUUGAGGCCGGUUUUACAGGAACUGGCACAUCAAGUGAACUCGCGGGAAUCGGACAGCACUGCAGGAACGAGAUUGUCAGCUCUGGAAAAUAUUAAACGAUCCUCACACAGGAUGGUAGAACGACCACGUAGACGACGUCCCAACUUGACACGACCGGCCAAACGAACCUACCGGGGACCCCGAGUAGGUACACGACAGGCACCAUGGACGGAGCAUAACUCAGACAUUGCAUUAAGGCCCACGACACAUCCAUUUAUCAAGACUACAGCAUCCGCACUGGUCCCAACAGCUGCAUCUCCCCCGCAGCUGUCUAGCAUUCAGCCGGGUUUGACGAUUACCUCUGCUGUAUCCACAUUCCCAACCCAAACGUUACCAAAGCUCAGCUUUUACACAGACUCCCAUGAACCGGAGACUAGUUCACCCGGUGAGUGUUUGCUUCUAGGCGUGGAGCAUCAUAGCAGAGUUCAGGCAGAUACCGGAACGCCGUGGAAUACAGGUGUUCCCGAGAAUGACUUGCAACAACAGGCCUGUGACCCCACACAACAACAGCAAACGAAUUCCAAUACGGAUCAGAAUUGGUUGAAUUUGCAGGACGAAUUUCCGGGAGAAAUUGACUGGACGGAAUAUGGCCGCACGAAACGGGAAAUCGGGGAGAAUCCGAAUAUCUUAUUGGGGCGACCAUGGUCGAUGUACAAGGCAUCGAGCGAAUGGACUCGAGCUACUUGCGCUCUCAUGUCUGCAUUGUUUGAUCCUGAGCAGUUGUCAACAUCCACAGUUCUGGGACGAGGAAGUAGUGAACGGCGCAAUCGGCUUCCGUUUGAUAAAGUCAACUACAUUGUUGGCACAAUUACCCAGGAAUUCGGCGUAUCUCCAGCAAAAGUUAGAGCGAGAAUGGCGCAGAAGUGCAAAGAUGAACGAAGGAGGGUAAGAAUGACGACUCAGACAAUGGGUCCAGAUGCAGUGUGAGCCAAAUGGAGCGUCUCAAUGGAUGACCAAGUGUCCUUCCCCACAUGUUUGCGGAACAUUGUACAUGAUUCUCUAUCCCAUCAGUUCACCUCUUUUUUGUAAUAUAAACCAUUCAAUUUUCUAUGCAAUACAAUAAAG
Molecule: messenger RNA, 1906 nt
Organism: Opisthorchis viverrini
Lineage: Eukaryota; Metazoa; Platyhelminthes; Trematoda; Opisthorchiida; Opisthorchiidae
Exons: 9
Coding region: 272-1768 (498 amino acids)
Molecular function (GO): DNA binding
Source: RefSeq, a predicted model, not a curated record